AACAAGUUGUCACAUAGACUGACAAAGUCCUGAUCGAGGACAGUCUACAUAUUCAAUCCCAAAGUGGCGAGAUUUAAAAGGAAACUCUUGCGCACAACACGAGAUGAUUGUGAGGAGACUCUGACAGUUGGAAAGAUGUCUUAUCAUUAUAAGGACUUCAUGGAUCAUAUUCCAUAUGUCCCUCCACUGGCUCUGCACGGCAUCUCCAUGGACAACAGCGCAGCACACUACAAAGAUGCCCUUCGGCUUGGACUGCCCUUCCACCUGGAUGCGGCAUACCUCGAUCCUGUGCACGGCCAGAGGUUGCCCUACAGACGAUUACCCUAUUUCCCCUUUCACGGACCCAGUGUGUGUGAUUAUUCCUUUGAACCCGCGUUCAUCCGGAAAAGGAACGAAAGGGAGCGGCACCGGGUGCGCUGCGUAAACGAAGGUUACGCGCGGCUCAGAGAGCAUCUGCCGCAGGAGUUUGAGGACAAGCGGCUCAGCAAGGUGGAGACUCUGCGGGCGGCCAUCGACUAUAUCAAACACCUGCAGAGCCUGCUGGAAUUAAACGUGUCCGGGAUGGAGGUGUCACUUGGAGAUGUGCGCAACCUUGCGCCACUGCCGCAGAGGACAGACUGUAACAGUGAUGGAGAAUCCAAAACUGGCCUCAGCGACAGUGGGGAGAUUGUUUACUAGCCUUUUCUCUCUUCCUGAUCUGCUGUACAUUACAGAAAGUAUAAAUAAUACAAAAUAAAUGAAAAAAGAGAAUGUAGACUAGCCUAUUGGUGAAAAACAAUCUUGCAUGAAACCUGUAUUACUACAGUAAAAUGUGCCAUAAA
This is a messenger RNA of Thunnus maccoyii (southern bluefin tuna), 821 nucleotides long. RefSeq names its product achaete-scute homolog 4. The record is from RefSeq and is a predicted model, not a curated record. The transcript has 2 exons. Gene Ontology annotation, biological process: regulation of transcription by RNA polymerase II; developmental process. The coding region runs from base 136 to 678 and encodes 180 amino acids. NCBI's taxonomy places the organism in Eukaryota, Metazoa, Chordata, Actinopteri, Scombriformes, Scombridae. Gene Ontology annotation, molecular function: RNA polymerase II transcription regulatory region sequence-specific DNA binding; protein dimerization activity; DNA-binding transcription factor activity, RNA polymerase II-specific.